CACGUCUCCCUUAUUUUAUAGUUUGGACCUAUGACGGUGGAGAUUAAAGCCGCCAAAAGCAAGACCCAGGAGGAAACGGAGCGAGUCCCCAAAGCUCCCAGCUUGAUGGAAAUCCAGUCUGUGGAUCCACUGCAACAAGGACAGGCGCUACAGGCGGCGAGCAAGAGGAGGAAGAAGCUGCAGAAAAGAGCAAAUAAAAUCGCCAUCAAGUUGUCGGACACAUUAACACAAGCAAUGAAUUUCGGAUUUGGCGAUGACUGAAUCUCCAGGGGUUAUUUGGCCGCCCUGACACCCAGCAGAUUAACACUCGGUGAUGAGGACACUAAGACCAUUAAAAUCCGAUUCUCCUGCAGAGGGUGUAUGAGUGAUGGUGUCUGACUGCUCAGAUGGAAACUACAAGUCUCCCAUUCGGCUUUAUAAAGCUACAGGGGCAAUUUGCGUCACAGUCCAGUCUCCAAACCCUAUGAACAAGGAGUUUGAGCUCUUAAAGUUGGCACGUAUAUGGCGGUAGCAUUCCCACUGAAUGUCAAAUAUAUUCACACAGCUCAAUUCCUAAGUCAGGUCGGUGUACUUUACUGUAUAGAAAAGCAGGAACUGUUCUUCAGGGCAGAGGCCUCCCACAAUAAAAGCAGUAAAUGUAUUCCUGUAAAUGGGGUUGUUUCUGCUGCAGGUGGAGGGAUUUCUGCAGCCCCCUUGUUGGCAGCGGAUUAAUCAGGUCUCCAUCAGGCGCAGCAGGGUUUAUUCAGAAAUAACAGCACAACAUAUGGAUAUAACUUCCAGGAGGAUCAAACAUAGCGGUGAGGUGCACCUGCCGGACCAUAAAAACGUGUAUUGGCGGUGACUCCCUUUUUAAAGGGGUUGUGUCAUUUCGGCAAAUAGCAUUUAUCAUGUAGAGAAAGUUAAUACAAG
This is a messenger RNA of Bufo bufo (common toad), 909 nucleotides long. Its product is annotated as guanine nucleotide-binding protein-like 3-like protein. The record is from RefSeq and is a predicted model, not a curated record. Bases 31 to 261 code for a protein of 76 amino acids. NCBI's taxonomy places the organism in Eukaryota, Metazoa, Chordata, Amphibia, Anura, Bufonidae. The transcript is spliced from 2 exons.